UCCAGUGAUGUAUCUAAGUGUGAUGUCAUAAUGGGAUUCCUGGUGAAAUCCAAUAUUCCUAGGAAAGCACAGGGAAGGGGAAAUCUGUUUGGUCAACAAUACUAUCAACCUCUUCAUAAAACCUUUCUAGAGUUUGUUGCUGGUUUCUACCUACUUUGCUUGGUUCGGGAUCAAGAUAUAGAUAAACUAGAAGAAGAACUAGAACUACUAUCGGGAAUGGAGUACACAUCAAUGGAGCAGCUGUUGUUGUACAGUGUUGAGAUGUUGGGUAAUCAGGCGCAUUUUAUCCUAGGCAGGCUGGGUUGUAUUACGCAUCUCAAGGAAACGACCAUCUUAGGAUUAUUGAGUGCCGCUGGUUUCACAGAUGAGAAUGUAAAGGCUCUGACCUCCUUUCUCAAUCUAGAAAAUAUUACGGUAAACUGCAGCUUGAGGGAGCUGGACUCCUGGACGUAUAUCUGUACCCAGUCCUCAAUUAUACAGUCCCUCAAGGUCCACUGGGAACCUAAGAUGCUCUCCUUCAGUGAUCCUAAAGUCUCCAAGUUCUUCCAAGAACUAGAGAAGAAGAACAAGAGUAUACAAUGUGUAGAGCUUUCCAUCUUUCAUGGAACUAUGAAGGAGCAUGCCAAUGUCCUGUUCAAAGAUCAGAAAGAUCAUUUUAUUAAAGAGCUAGCUUCAUUUACCAACCUGCUCCGAUCAAUGAUGUGUAAGAAGAACCUGAAAUAUUUGAAGGUUGACCUUCAGGUCAUACAGCCGGAUACAUGUCUCCAGGUUGAUUACUCUCAACCGAUAAUAAAUACAGUGGCUGAAGUUUUUAAAAUCAAGGGAUCAGAUCUAACAUUAACCAGCUUAAUUCUCAAUGUAGAUUUGGAUACAAACCUUAUCAGCACACUGUUGGCUGGACUAGAGUUCUAUCCCUUUAAUUGUUUAUU
Messenger RNA from Eurytemora carolleeae, 929 nucleotides. RefSeq lists its product as uncharacterized. NCBI's taxonomy places the organism in Eukaryota, Metazoa, Arthropoda, Copepoda, Calanoida, Temoridae. The record is from RefSeq and is a predicted model, not a curated record. The transcript has 12 exons. The annotation marks the transcript as partial.